Condylura cristata (star-nosed mole) is the source of this 1017-nucleotide messenger RNA. It is a transcript of the gene PLP2, whose product is annotated as proteolipid protein 2 (colonic epithelium-enriched). NCBI's taxonomy places the organism in Eukaryota, Metazoa, Chordata, Mammalia, Eulipotyphla, Talpidae. Gene Ontology annotation, cellular component: membrane. The coding region runs from base 152 to 610 and encodes 152 amino acids. The transcript is spliced from 5 exons. The record is from RefSeq and is a predicted model, not a curated record.
CUUCUGCUCCGCGCGGUGAUUCACUCCCUCCUUCGCCCCGGGGGCCCCCUUCCCGGCCAGACGGCGGGCAAGACGGCUGGGUGUGCAGCGUACUCGAACCCGCGAGCAAACCAGCAGAUUCUCCGCUCCCGUUGAGACACCGGCCCACGCCAUGGCGGAUUCCGAGCGCUUCUCGGCCCCCGGCUGUUGGGCCGCCUGUACCAGAUUUUGGCGCACCCGAAAGGGAAUUCUCCUGUUUGCUGAGAUUAUCCUGUGCCUGGUGAUCCUCAUCUGCUUCAGUGCCUCCACACCUGGAUACUCCUCCCUGUCAGUGAUUGAAAUGGUCCUUGCUGCUGUCUUCUUUGUCAUCUACAUGUGUGACCUGCACACCAAGAUACAGUUCAUCAACUGGCCUUGGAGUGAUUUCUUGCGAACCAUCAUAGCAGCCAUCCUCUACUUGAUCACCUCCAUUGUUGUUCUUGUUGACAGAAGAAACAACUCCACGAUAGUUGCUGGGGUACUGGGCCUACUCGCUACCUUCCUCUUUGGCUAUGAUGCCUAUUUCACCUUCCCUUUGCGCCAACAAAGACACACAGCGGCGCCUACUGACCCUGCAGAUGGCCCUGUGUAGGUGAAUCACCCUUCAUUUCUCCUUGCAACCUGCAAGACACCUUGGAAGUUACUCCUUCCCACCCUACAACAGUACUCCCAGCCUACUUCUGCCCCCUUGAGGUAAAAGUGCCUUUAUCUGGAGAAUUUGUCUUCCAGCCUGCCAGUCAGCCUUCCUGGGUGUGACCACCUUUGGGUGUGUGCCUAAUUCCUCCUGCCUUUUGCAGUAUCCCAAAGGAGCCACCAGUUCUGUCUAAACUAUGCCCCCACCUAAUCCACAAAAUGAAGGCACCACAGAUUUAGACUCCAGGUGACAAGUUGUGUGCCACUCCAAGUAACCUCCUCUGUGUGAGGGGUAGUUUUGUGGAGGGAUAAAUAAAUUCUAAUAAACAGAUGGUUACACAUGGUAAUGAAUAAAUUAAUCCUCUG